GAUGGGCUGGCCAAGUUCACGCUGGAGGGGUUCAUGAAGAACGUGGUGGCCGAGGGCCGCGACUACUCGGUGGUGGUGCAGCUGACGGCGCUGGCGCCCAAAUACCAGUGCGGGCCGUGCCAGGAGCUAGAUAAGACGCUGCGGUCGGUGGCGCGCGGCUGGAAGCGCACGGGCGGGGACCGCAACCGCGUGGUCUUUGGCUCCCUGGAUGUCGAGGACGGCGAGCAGCUGUUCAGCCAAAUGAAAAUCGACAAGAUCCCGCGCCUGAUGAUAUUCCCGGCCGACACCGGCCCGCACAAGUUUGCCAAUCCGCAGACGCGCGAGCUGAACGUCAACGGCAAGACCAUGCGCGCCGAGGGCCUGGCCGAGAAGCUGAGCGAGCUGUUUGGCGUCAAAAUCUCUGCCGAUGUGCCCAUCGACUACUCGAAAUACCUGAUGAAUGCAUGCACAGCGGUUGCUGUCAUUUAUGCCUGCUACUCUGGUCUACAAUUCACCGUCGCCACCAUUUCGUUUGUGCUGCUGAUGACCUCCGGGUAUAUGUGGAACAGGAUCAACGACCCGCCGUACGUGGGCCAGACGGGCGCCCAAGAGGCCGUACUUUUUGCGCCCACAAACCAGCAGCAGUAUGGCGUUGAGACACAGAUCGUCGCU
Messenger RNA from Linderina pennispora, 651 nucleotides. RefSeq lists its product as uncharacterized. The transcript is spliced from 2 exons. The annotation marks the transcript as partial. The record is from RefSeq and is a predicted model, not a curated record. NCBI's taxonomy places the organism in Eukaryota, Fungi, Kickxellomycota, Kickxellomycetes, Kickxellales, Kickxellaceae. Gene Ontology annotation, cellular component: oligosaccharyltransferase complex.